AUGUCUUCCAUUACGAUCGCAACGCUUCCGCGCAUGAGUCGCGAGGCCCUUUCCGCCCUUCUCCUCUCUGCAUCCACCCCCAGCAAACUGGCAAUCAUUGACGUGCGGGACUCAGACCAUAUCGGCGGCCACAUUCACUCCUCAACCUGGAUCCCUAGCUCCUCGCUAGACCACCGCAUGCCCGAACUCGUGCGCACGCUGCAAGACAAGGAGAAAGUUGUUUUCCACUGCGCGCUCAGCCAGCAGCGUGGCCCGUCAGCUGCACUGCGAUAUGCGCGGGAGCGUGAGAGAAUGCUUGGUGGAGACACCGAAGAGAGCCACAAGCAGGAGGUUCUUGUGCUCGAGGGCGGAUUUGUGCAGUGGCAGGAGAAGUAUGGAAAGGAUGUUAGAUUGACGGAGGCUUAUGUUGAGGAUAUUUGGCAGGAGUAUUGA
Molecule: messenger RNA, 432 nt
Organism: Aspergillus puulaauensis
Lineage: Eukaryota; Fungi; Ascomycota; Eurotiomycetes; Eurotiales; Aspergillaceae
Product: phosphatase YCH1
Exons: 2
Coding region: 1-432 (143 amino acids)
Cellular component (GO): nucleus; cytoplasm
Molecular function (GO): protein tyrosine phosphatase activity
Source: RefSeq, a predicted model, not a curated record